GACUGGGUGGUGGCGGCAAUGCGCCCGAAGCUCUUUGACAAACGCUAAUCAACCAUAGAAGAAGAAGAAGCAGCAGGCAGACUGUUUUUGUCCCUCCUGGCUUUCCGUUGUGGCGGUUUACUGACUGGAAGAAAAUAAGCGAGUUCAUCUCAGCUCUUCCUCUGGUUCUGUUUGGCCCUGCCAUGGAGGAGGCGACUCGCCUGGUGUCGACCGGAGACUGUGUGAAGCUCUGGGAUGUGGUUACCAUGGCACCGCUGGAGCAGUUUAAUCCCCACAACAGCGGCAGCCCAGUGGCUCAGGCCUGCUGGAGCUCCAACAACCAGUACCUGGUGAGCGCCAGCAGCAGUGGAGACAAACUGGUGGUUUCCAGCCUGAAGCUGGCUCCUGUUCCGGUGGUGGAGCUGGCGGAGGGGAAAAAGCAGACUCGUGUGUGCCUGAGUUCAUCCUUCCAGUUCCUGGUCAGUGGUGGUCUGGAUCACUGCGUCCACAUCUGGGACCUGAAGACCUCGCGACUCCACCGUUCCCUCAAAGACCACAAGGAAGAGGUAACCUGUGUAUCCUUCAAUGCCAGCGACAGUCGCAUCAUCUCAGGCUCCACCAGCGGUGACCUGGUUCUCCACAGUCUGACCACCAACCUGUCCAGCCAAGCAUUCGGCCACGGCAGCGACCACCCCAUCCACGACCUCAGGUUGUCCACAGUGAAGCGCUCCCUGCUGGGGACCGUCUCAGACAGCGGCUCCGUGGUUCUGUGGGACUCAAACACCCAGAAGGAGCUCCAUGUAUUUGAGGGGGCCCACAAAGCUCCCGCCUCUGGCGUGGCCUUCUCCCCCACCAGUGACCUCCUCGUGGUCAGCGUGGGUCUGGACAAGAAGAUCGUCUGCUAUGAUACGGCCAGCAGGAUAGUCCUGCGCUCCAUCCGCGUAGAGAGUCCUUUGACCUCAGUGGAAUUCACUCCGGACGGCACCGGUCUGGUGGUCGGCUCCACGCAGGGGAAGAUCUAUCAGUACGACCUGAGGAACUCCAGCGCCGCCAUGAGGAUCACUGCGGCUCACAGAACGUCAGUGACCUGCCUGCGCUUUCAGAGCAGCACCAGCAGAAGCAAGUCCAACAAACUGGGAUCAACAAAGAUAUCCUCAAAGAGAUCUAGCUCCUCAGUGUCCAGCAGCAGCCAGCCAGAUCCGGUUUCCAGCAGAGGCCCCACCCACCACAGACUGUCUACCAGCACAGGGGAGGGUGCAGGUAUGGAGGCGCCAUGUCCAGAAGCAGGUCAGAAAAGUGUGGAGCCUCCAGUUGGUGCAGAGAAGUUCGGUGGCGUUGGAAGAAACAGUCUGGACAUGUUCUCUCCUCUCCGUGAAGUUACUAGUUUGGAGAAGCUAUCCAGAGAAGGCGAGGAUCUGCAGCCCACCGGCCGCGGAAGUCUGGAUAUUUUUUCUCCAGUCAGAGAAGACCCUCUUUCUAGCUCACAGCGGAGAACUCCACUGGGAACCCAAAUACCGUCCGGGGGGCGCUAUUACAGCCCUCUGUCCAUCUUCCAGUCACCGCUGCCAAUUCAAGAAGAGGAGCCAAUCAGCUCCGCAGGUGCUGAAGCUGGUGACUCCAGGAAGGCUGAUGAAGACAGCAACUCCAGCCUGGAGGGAAAGGGGGCUGCAACACUCGCCACAUCCCAGCAGACCAACCACAGUAAGCCAACCGGACCCUUCUUUACUCCAGAGCCCAGUCUUCAGAGAGCCAAUGGCAUUCAAAGGCAGCUCAACUGCGACUCACCUGUCUACAAAACCCCUACCUCUACUGCAGGUCCGGUUCCACCCGCAACCAUUUCCUCCUCGCUGUCCCAGAGCAUUGCAGAGGUGGUUGGACACGGCGGGGCUGCUCCCCUGUCCUCUCUGCAGAUCGAAUUGAUUCAGAACAUGAUCCAUGAAACUGUGGAAGAGUGCAGAGACGCCUGUCAUAAGGACAUUAUCAACCUGCAGAUAGAAAUGAUCCGGCAGUUCUACAUCUUGCUGGUGGAGGUCCAAGGGCUCAUGGAAAAAUACUCGGUCAACGAGUCUCUGGUAGAAGAGAUUGAGAGGCUGCGAGAGGAGAACCGUCAGCUUAGAACAAAAUACUGAAGGCCCACAGCCUGUUCUUGCUCUUGCUUGAUGACAUUAUAUUGUAUUCAAUUUAAAAUAAAUAAAAUAUUUUCAUUCUAA
Molecule: messenger RNA, 2189 nt
Organism: Oryzias latipes (Japanese medaka)
Lineage: Eukaryota; Metazoa; Chordata; Actinopteri; Beloniformes; Adrianichthyidae
Gene: nedd1
Product: NEDD1 gamma-tubulin ring complex targeting factor
Biological process (GO): mitotic cell cycle; microtubule nucleation
Cellular component (GO): centrosome; ciliary basal body; centriole
Molecular function (GO): gamma-tubulin binding
Source: RefSeq, a predicted model, not a curated record